Messenger RNA from Zea mays, 3100 nucleotides. RefSeq lists its product as uncharacterized. Gene Ontology annotation, molecular function: phosphatidylinositol-3,5-bisphosphate 5-phosphatase activity. Gene Ontology annotation, biological process: phosphatidylinositol dephosphorylation. Lineage: Eukaryota; Viridiplantae; Streptophyta; Magnoliopsida; Poales; Poaceae. Gene Ontology annotation, cellular component: intracellular membrane-bounded organelle. The transcript is spliced from 16 exons. Bases 457 to 2799 code for a protein of 780 amino acids. The record is from RefSeq and is marked validated.
AUGUCUUCCCGCGGCCGUUGUUUACGCAGAAUCCUCCUGUUCCACUCCUCGCCAAAUGUCUUUUGUUAGAGUUCAUAUGAAAUUUCUGGUCGUUCAAUUUUAGAUCGAUUUCUUUACGGCGUAUUUUGAUUGCAUCGCGACCGGCUCCGGAGCCAUCCGGUCAUAAGACCGUACCAACGCAUUUCUUUGGUUUGAGGUGCGGGACGGCGGGCGCCGAACGGUCGUGUGCCGUAGAUCCAAAGUCGCGGGAAAUCUCUGGUCGAGGAGUCGAUUUGGAUCCGUUUAUCGCUAGUUUGGUCGUCGUUGAUCUGAAAGGUGGAGCUUUGGUCGAUUUUCUCUUCCAGAAGCAUUUGUGUUUCUGAGGUGCUAAGGUGCUAUAUCUGAAGCAGCCGACGAGGAGCUGAGUCUUUGAUUUUUUUUUUACCAAUUUCUGUCGUCGUUUGUUGAUCUGAUCCGAUGGAGGCUAUGACGGGUGGCAAAUUCCUUCAAAAGUUUCGGCUCUACGAAACCAGAUCGAAAUUUUAUCUUAUUGGAAGAGACAAGAGCAGGAUUCACUGGAGGGUGCUAAAAAUUGAUCGGUCGGAGUUCACUGAGUUGGGUGUCGAGGAGGAUCCAACUAUUUACACAGAGAAUGAAUGCCAAGAACUGCUUCGGCGGAUCCAUGAGGGGAACAGGUUGACCGGUGGACUGAAAUUUGUCACAAAAUGUUACGGAAUAGUUGGUUUUGUAAAGUUUCUUGGUCCUUAUUACAUGGUUAUAAUAACCAGGAGAAGGAAAAUUGGCACAAUAUGUGGCCAUGAAAUUUAUUCCGUUGGCAAGAGCGAAAUGAUUGCAAUUCCGAGUGUUACAGUCUGGCCCAACAUGGCUUAUUCUAGGGAUGAAAACAGAUAUAAGCACCUGCUUUGCUCAGUUGAUCUUUCGAAGGAUUUCUUCUUCAGCUACUCUUACAACAUCAUGCACAGCCUUCAGAAGAACAUAACCGAGAAGAACAUUGGGCAGGUUUAUGAAACAAUGUGUGUAUGGAAUGAAUUUAUGACACGAGCAAUUCGGGAUCAUCUCAUGAAUACCUGUUGGACUGUUGCUUUAGUCCAUGGAUUUUUUAAGCAGUCAAGGUUCUCUGUGUCUGGGAAGGAUUUUUGGCUGACGCUUAUAGCUAGGCGCUCACGCCAUUUUGCUGGGACCAGAUUCUUGAAACGUGGUGUUAAUGGAAAGGGCAGGGUAGCCAAUGAUGUUGAGACUGAACAGAUUGUUUUUGAAGACACAUCUGGUGGAAUCCCAACUCAGAUGGCUUCUGUUGUACAACAUAGAGGAUCGAUACCUCUUGUCUGGUUUCAGGAAACUUCAAGACUUAAUAUUAGACCAGAUAUUAUAUUAAAACCUGAUCUGGACUACAAGGCAACCCGCCUUCAUUUUGAGAACCUUGCACUUAGAUAUGGGAAUCCAAUAAUCAUAUUGAACUUAAUAAAGACCCACGAGAAGAAGCCCCGUGAAUCUCUGCUCUGUGCAGAAUUUGCAAAGGCUAUUCAUUACAUUAACAAGAGCCUAUCUGAUGACAAGUGUCUAAAAUUUCUGCACAUGGAUCUGAGUAAUCUUUUUCGAAGGAAAGGCACCAAUGUGCUUGCACUGUUGAGCAAGGUGGCAUCAGAUGUGUUGGAUCUAACUGAAUUCCUCCACUGCGAAAUAAGUACAUCAACAAAAUCUGAUGACAUCUCAAGUGAAGAAAAAACUGUUGCCAAACCACGUGAUGACAGAAGUAGCAGAGAUCAAACUGAAUGUGCAGCUAAGUUGGUACCUCUUUUAUUACAGAAGGGUGUCCUCAGGACAAAUUGUAUAGACUGCUUGGAUCGCACAAAUGUUGCACAAUUUUCAUAUGGUUUAGCUGCUUUAGGGCGUCAACUUCAUGCACUGGGACUUGCUGAAGCACAUAAAAUUGAAUUGCAUGAUCCUCUGGUUGAUGAUCUGAUGGAUUUCUAUGAACGGAUGGGUGAUACAUUAGCUAUUCAGUAUGGUGGCUCUGCUGCUCACAACAAGAUCUUCUGUGAGCAAAGGGGCCAAUGGAAGGCAACAACCCAAUCUCAGGAGUUCCUUCGAACCCUUCAACGCUACUACAAUAACGCCUACACUGAUCACGAGAAGCAGGAUGCUAUAAACAUGUUCUUAGGUCAUUUCCAACCUCAGCAAGGGAAACCUGCAUUGUGGAAGCUGGACUCAGAUCAGCAUUACAACAUUGGGAGGCAAGGAACUUUAAAAGAAGAGAUUGGAAGAUCAUUCAUAAAGAGGUCACUAUCAGAUGGUAACAUACUGUUGGAGAGCAGCUUGCCUGUAACUAUCUGUAACAAUGAAACAGACAACACAGAAUUGCUCCCAGUGCAACAGCUGGAUGAUAUUAGAGAAGCUUCUGAUUCUGCGCCAGAGAUCUCCAUAUGCGAACCUAACCUGUGCUCCAGUAUGAACUAUGGCACAGUGCCUGGAAGACACUCCAUGUCAGAAGAGCGGCAGAGUUAUUUGAAAAGAUUAGGUUACCCUGAAUUGCACUCUUCAAAUUUCUUUGACCUUGAUUUGUUGUCAUCUUCAGGAAAUUCGUUUGACGAGGAAGUUUUUGAGAGGUCAUUACUGAUCAAUUCACCUAUGGAUGUGAUCAGUCCUGAAUCAUCUAUGUCAUACAGUGAACAAGGACACACUGAUGAGGGAAGAGAUGACACGGAUCUUUCCCGUUCUAGCAGCCAGCUCUCAGACAUUCGGGACUACUCUGACCACUUUGCGCAGUGGGUCGUGAAUGGAGACACGCUUUGCUACUAGGCCCUGGACUUUUGUCUUGGUGACAGCUCAGUAGAUGUGACACGGCAGGAAAUGGAAGUCUGACGGAUAGAGCAGAUGAAAUGGCUGACGACUAGCCGGGCUAGGUGCCGUGCAUCUACCUGCAGAGGCGGCGUAGCAGAAGAGGUGGUGGACAUGGGAGAAGUCUCGCAUCGGCAUGCUUGUGGUCACUGGAAGGCUUGAACGAUGAACGCUGAUAUUCGUCGGAUGCAGCUUUCGGUGGGGUACAUGAUUCAAUUUGCUAUGGUGAAAAUUUUGACCGUAGCUUAGACAAUAAAUAGGC